GCAGUGGUUCAACCCAGCGUUAGUCUCAGUUAGUACCUAAAAUUAAGGUUUUCACAAAGGUGCAAUCGUUGGAUUCCGCUACCUUCCGCACACACCGAAUCAAUUUAUUUGGAGAUCGAUUUACCUUUCCCCUUUCGCCCUUUUGUUUUCGAAUUCUCUUUUGCCCUUUUGUUUUCGAAUUUUCUUUCGCUGAUCAGACAGUUUGUAUUAUUUCCAUUUCCAUACGUUUGAUUUUGCCGUGCCUCCGAUCAUGGAAGUCCCUGAUACCGCCGAAUCCACAGUUCCAGGAAAUUCUCCAAGACUGGCUGGAACAGUUAACUGGGGCACAGCGACUGUCAUUGGAGUAUUUGCAGGCAUGUUAUAUGGUGGUAGCAAGGAGGCAGCUGCUUCUGUUAGCAAGGAUGCCGAAGUUAUGUUGAAACUUGGGAGCACUGAAGAUAAACGCGAGCAAUAUCGAUUGAUGAGAGAUGCAAUGGAGAAACGAUUCAUUAGAGUUACACGGGGCUCGAUAGUGGGAGGGAUACGCCUUGGAAUGUUUACUGCUGCAUUUUACUGCAUGCAAAAUCUGCUUGCAGAGAAGAGGGGUGUUCAUGAUGUUUUUAAUGUUGUCGGAGCUGGAUCAGCCACUGCUUCAGCUUUUGGUUUAAUCAUGCCUGGAUCACUCCGUUGGCGAGCAAGGAAUAUGGCGCUAGGGUCGGUGCUGGGAGCAGCAUUUUGCUUUCCUCUUGGAUGGAUCCAUCUGAAGUUGGUACAAAUGGCUAAUGAAGCACAUCCACCUUCAGGUCAGAAAGAAGUUAAGAGUGGGGUUAGUGCUGCAAUUGAGAGGCUUGAAGGAAAUUUAAGUAAAUGAAAUACUAUUGUUAGGUGUCACGCCCCUCAUGGUCAGCAGGCUCGACCAUUUUAUUUUCGAAGAGGGGUAAUUUUUGCGUUAUAUCGGAAGAAGUGCUAAUUCAAUAAUUUAGUUGAACCUGUUACUCAAGAUUUAAAAGUAGUAAGCAUAUUUUUAAAGUGCUUUCUAGUCGUUCAAAAUCAAGAAAAAAAGAAAAAGUGGUAAUAUGAGUGAACUUGUACAGACAGUGUAUUAUUAUUCAUCGUUUACAGUGCAUCCGAUUGUAUUCAUUGUUGGUUUUUGAAGGCUGCCCAGGAGAAGGUUGUAUCCUUCAAAUAUAUUAUGAAGAUGUUGUUUAUUUGCUCUUCAUUUUACA
Vigna radiata var. radiata (mung bean) is the source of this 1205-nucleotide messenger RNA. RefSeq lists its product as uncharacterized. Gene Ontology annotation, cellular component: mitochondrion. The record is from RefSeq and is a predicted model, not a curated record. The transcript is spliced from 5 exons. NCBI's taxonomy places the organism in Eukaryota, Viridiplantae, Streptophyta, Magnoliopsida, Fabales, Fabaceae. Bases 251 to 850 code for a protein of 199 amino acids.